This is a messenger RNA of Vombatus ursinus (common wombat), 736 nucleotides long. RefSeq names its product IMP U3 small nucleolar ribonucleoprotein 3 (gene IMP3). The record is from RefSeq and is a predicted model, not a curated record. Gene Ontology annotation, cellular component: small-subunit processome; Mpp10 complex; small ribosomal subunit. Bases 99 to 653 code for a protein of 184 amino acids. Lineage: Eukaryota; Metazoa; Chordata; Mammalia; Diprotodontia; Vombatidae. The transcript has a single exon. Gene Ontology annotation, biological process: rRNA processing. Gene Ontology annotation, molecular function: structural constituent of ribosome; rRNA binding; snoRNA binding.
AGCGGGUCUGCAGGUCUGCCUCUCUGUACCUCUCUCUCUCGCUCGCUCGCUCUUCUUGUUCCUCCGCAGCAGCCUCAGCCUCAGCCGCCACCGCCAUCAUGGUGCGCAAGCUCAAGUUCCACGAGCAGAAGCUCCUGAAGAAGGUGGACUUCCUGAACUGGGAGGCCAUGGACCACAACCUGCACGAGCUGCGCGUGCUGCGGCGCUAUCACGUGCAGCGGCGCGAGGACUACACGCGCUACAACCGGCUGAGCCGCGCCGUGCGCGACCUGGCGCGCCGCCUGCGCGACCUGCCCGAGCGCGACCCGUUCCGCGUGAGCGCCUCGGCCGCGCUGCUGGGCAAGCUGUACUCCAUGGGGCUCGUGCCCACGCAGUCGUCGCUGCAGCUCUGCGACACGGUCACCGCGUCGAGCUUCUGCCGCCGCCGCCUGCCCGUCGUGCUCGUCAAGCUGCGCAUGGCGCAGCACCUGCGCGCCGCCGUCGCCUUCGUGGAGCAGGGCCACGUGCGCGUGGGCCCGCACGUGGUCACCGACCCCGCUUGCCUGGUAACGCGCGCCAUGGAGGACUUCAUCACCUGGGUGGACUCGUCCAAGAUCAAGCGGCACGUGCUCAACUACAGCAACGAGCGCGACGACUUCGACCUGGACGCGUAGGGGCCAGGCCGGGAGACGCUGCUGGGGACGAUCCUCGAAGGGGCCGGGCAGGUGCCGAAGCGGCCGGGCAGGUGCCGAAGCGG